This is a messenger RNA of Notothenia coriiceps (black rockcod), 1977 nucleotides long. Its product is annotated as zinc finger FYVE domain-containing protein 1-like. NCBI's taxonomy places the organism in Eukaryota, Metazoa, Chordata, Actinopteri, Perciformes, Nototheniidae. Gene Ontology annotation, cellular component: lipid droplet. Gene Ontology annotation, biological process: lipid droplet formation. The transcript has 2 exons. The record is from RefSeq and is a predicted model, not a curated record. Gene Ontology annotation, molecular function: phosphatidylinositol-3,4-bisphosphate binding; zinc ion binding; phosphatidylinositol-3,4,5-trisphosphate binding. Bases 925 to 1977 code for a protein of 350 amino acids.
AAUAACGUAGCUAGAGAAAUCUGCCAGGGAGGGGGCUGAAGAACAAAACAAUGACACUGCUCGGAAGGAUCCAAAUACAGUAACACUUUUUAAGACUUUUAAACGGAAUAGCGCGGAUUUCCCUCCCGUCUGAAAGCAAAAACAGUCCGCUGAUAUCCGAGCUUUUGACAUCGACUGGUAGUUGUUUUUGUUUAUAUGUUGUUACAGUUCUGUUGACAGACUGGAGGCUAGCUGCUUGUUUGUACGGCUUUAACUGAUGGGACUAGCUGGCCUUUAAAUUACAUAUUUUCUCUGGAAAAAGUUACAACUAUCCGUCGAAACCAACCAGCUGAAAGCUAAGCAACGCUGACGUUUUUGCUGCUUUGGUGCCAAAUUAUCUACCGAGUUUGCCAGCGAGCUACUGAGGGUCAGUUUUCAGCUAGCCUGUUGUUAGCAUCAACAUUUGCACAUUCAUCCUUUCAGGGAGAGCUCAUUGUCUCGGUCGCUACUAGCUACCUGUAGGGCCUACAUGUUUUUGUAUUAUUUUAUUCGCCAACCUUUAUUUUAACUUCUGUUAUGCUGCAGCUAAAUGCUAACUUUGGUUCAUGAACAAGCUAACUAUUAGUGGUGAAACCAUAUCAAGUAUAACUAAAGGACACGGCUGCUUCUGGUCCAUUGCCUCACUGUUAGUUAUUUAAACAAGUGUUUGAAAUUCAUGCUGCCAAAACAAGUUUGAUUUAUUGUAUUAUUGUGUGAAAGUAAGUUGUUACAAUCAGGGAAUCACCAGCCCUGUUCCCAUGCAGCUGUUUUAAAUUGAUGUUUUCAUUAUUUUUGGUAAUUUAAGUUGUCACUUACAUUUUUAAAUUACUGCUAUUCGAAAUAUCUGAUUGUCAAAGCUAUUCCAAUAAGCACUGUUCUGAAUUCAAGUUUAGCUUGUAAGAAACGAUGAGCGGGCAUGGCUCAUCUUCAGAAAAGGGAGUUAAUACUAGCCUAAUAUGUCAAGAGAGUUAUGUGUGUGAUGGCUCUGAGGAGGCUGCAUUUAAGUGUAAUGAAUGCAAAAGCUUGCAAUGUGUCCGUUGUGAGCUCGAGCUCCACAGUCAGGAGCGCCUGAAGAGCCAUGAGCGUGUUCAAAUAGGACCUGGGCAUGUCCCUUACUGUGAGAACUGCAAAGGAGACAAUGGCAAAUGCAAUAGAUCUGUGGUCCGCUGCCAGAACUGCAAAGUUAACUUGUGCCUAGAAUGCCAGAAACGCACCCACAGUGGAGGCAACAAGAAGAAACACCAGCUGACAUCUUACCCUCCACCACCCAAACCUGCGGAGGUCAUCCCUGUCAAGACACCGGCCUCGCCCGCUGUCCAAAUAGAAGAUGAGGCCAAAUCUCAGAGAGCAAAACUCCUGGAGAAGAUUUUCAGUUUCCUUUUGGUAGAUGAGAAUGAGGAAAUGCAGUUAAAAGAUGAAGCUUCAUUUGUGAAGAGCCUGAGCUGUAACCCUGACCAGCUGCUAAAGGUGGUGUCCAUCUUUGGCAACACGGGAGAGGGCAAAUCUCACACCCUGAACCACACGUUCUUCACUGGCAGAGAAGUGUUUAAAACUUCUCCCACUCAAGAAUCCUGCACAGUGGGUGUGUGGGCGGCAUUUGACCCCUUCCGUAAAGUAGUAGUCAUCGACACAGAGGGGCUGCUGGGGAACAGCUCCAAACAGGGCCAGAGAACCCGACUCUUGCUCAAGGUGCUCGCCAUCUCCGACCUCAUCAUCUACCGCACCCAUGCCGACCGUCUUCAUGAUGACCUGUUCAAGUUUCUCGGCGAUGCCUCGGAUGCUUACCUGAAGCAUUUCACCAAGGAACUGAAGGCCACAACAGCCCGCUGUGGCCUGGAUGUCCCUCUGUCCACCUUGGGCCCUGCAGUGGUCAUCUUCCAUGAGACAGUCCACACUAAACUGCUUGGCUCAGGUACAAAAUCUAAACACUUCUGCUUCUCUAAGGUCCAACUACACUGA